UGAACAGUUCAGAGAGCGAGGAACACGUCUUGUGUAAAGUCUACAUAUCUAGGUUUUAUUCCGGCAUCUUCUCGACGUUUCCGUCAGAGGGCUAUAUAUUGUCCCGUGAGACGUAAAGCGGAACCCUGUUUGCGGAUUUCGUACGGCCCAAACUGGCAACUUGCAUGUUAUUCAGUGGGAGGCGCUAGUCCGCAGUAGUUUCUGGAAGGAACCUCAUGCUUGCACCAUGGAGAAAGUCUCAGCAUUGAAAGACCAGGGCAACAAGGCACUGAGUGCAGGAAAUAUUGAUGAGGCUGUACGUUGCUACACCGAAGCUGUGGCCCUUGACCCUUCAAACCAUGUCCUGUUCAGUAACCGCUCAGCUGCCUACGCCAAGAAAGGCAACUACGAGAAUGCUCUCCAGGAUGCCUGUCAGACCAUCAAGAUCAAGCCGGACUGGGGCAAGGGCUACUCCCGCAAAGCUGCAGCAUUGGAAUUUCUUGGCCGAUUGGAGGACGCUAAAGGAACUUACCAAGAGGGAAUCCGGCAAGAGCCGAGUAACCAGCAGCUGAAGGAGGGUUUACAGAACAUUGAGUCCCGGCUUGCAGAGAAAUCGAUGAUGAACCCCUUCGCCAUGCCCAACUUGUAUCAGAAGCUGGAGAAUGAUUCUCGGACCCGUGAGCUACUGUCAGACUCCAGCUACAGAGAAUUGCUGGAGCAGCUCAGGAACAAACCGUCGGAGCUUGGCACGAAGCUGCAGGAUCCCCGAGUGAUGACCACUCUAUCUGUGCUGCUGGGACUGAACCUCUCUGAGAUGGAAGAAGAAGAGGACCUCACUCCCCCUCCUCCCCCCAAACCGAAAGAGACUCAGCCGCCUCCCCCUAAAGAGGAAAACCUUCCCGAUAACAAGAAAAAGGCCUUGAAAGAAAAGGAACUUGGGAAUGCUGCAUAUAAGAAUAAGGACUUUGACACAGCGCUGAAACAUUACGAAGAAGCAGUCAAACAUGACCCCACCAACAUGACCUACAUAUCUAAUCAAGCAGCUGUGUUCUUUGAGAAGGGCGAUUAUGAGAAGUGCCGAGAGCUGUGUGACAAGGCCAUUGACGUUGGCAGAGAGAACCGGGAAGACUACAGACAAAUCGCAAAAGCCUUGGCCAGGAUUGGAAACUCAUACUUCAAGCAGGAUAAAUACAAAGAAGCGAUUCAGUAUUUGAACAAGAGUUUGUCGGAGCAUCGUACUCCCGACGUCUUGAAGCGGUGCCAACAGGCAGAGAAGAUAUUGAAGGAGGAGGAGAAAAUAGCGUACAUCAACCCCAACUUGGCCUUGGAAGAGAAGAGCAAGGGCAACGACUCCUUCCAGAAAGGAGACUACCCCAUAGCCAUGAAACAUUACUCGGAGGCCAUCAAGAGAAACCCCAAGGAUGCCAAGCUCUUCAGCAACAGAGCUGCCUGCUACACAAAGCUGUUGGAGUUUCAACUUGCCCUGAAGGAUUGUGAAGAGUGCAUCCGACUUGAGCCCGCCUUCAUAAAAGGCUACACACGUAAAGGAGCUGCCUUGGAGGCCAUGAAAGACUAUACAAAAGCUGUGGACGUGUACCAGAAGGCUCUGGAGCUGGACUCCUCCUCAAAGGAAGCCACAGAAGGCAUUCAGCGCUGUAUGGUCAGUCAGACCAUGAGGAACGACAGUCCUGAGGAAGUGAAGCAGAGGGCCAUGUCUGACCCCGAGGUGCAGCAGAUCAUGAGUGACCCUGCCAUGCGCAUGAUCCUUGAGCAAAUGCAGAAGGACCCUCAGGCGCUGAGCGACCACUUAAAGAAUCCAGUCAUUGCUCAGAAGAUUCAGAAACUCAUUGAUAUCGGACUGAUAGCCAUUCGUUGAUGAGAACCAAGAGGCGUCAAGACAACAGUGGAUCAACGUGCAAAUCCCUCCAAAUAUUACAUCCUACUUUCUUGCCUUCAAAUUCGAAAUGAUAUUGUCGUUCGUCUCCCUGAGACUUUGUGUGUAAUGUUUCUUUUUUUCUUUCUUUCUUUAAAAAAAAAAAAAAAAUCAGUUUCACAACUUUUUCAUUGUAUUUAAGAAAGCAUCUUGUAUGUCAUCUGGAAAACUUCAGGACUCCAGAAAGCAUCCGAAAACAACUGGAUUCAUGUGUACAGAUGCUCAAACAUAGACGGCACAGUUCAGUGCACUAACAUGCCCAAUGUUUAAAGGGGAAAUCCACCCUGAAGCAGAUCACAUAUUCCUAUUGGUUUAAGGAAAUACAACAAAAAGAAACAGGAAUUUCUAUACUCAAAAUAAAGAUUGUAUUGUAGAUCUCAAAUGGAAAUGGUCAACAUUGGUCAUUGUUCUAACUCUUUUGGUCCUCUUCUAGACGGUCAGGCUGAAUCUGUCUGCUGCCACUCAGAUGGAGAUCCAGACUAUUGUAAGCAUGUUGGGCAUCAUUUUGAUCUUAACCAAAAUAUUUGAUAUUUUUGGAGCUUUGUGGUCUUUGGCCUAAUGGAUGAUACUAUUGUGUACAGCUAAUAUAGGGGAAAGCAUGGAGGAUGCAACUUGGACUGGAAGAACACUUCUCAAUGCCAUUUUAAGAGUUAAUAGAUUUCUUUGCCAUAAGUGAUUUAAGGUUGAUUAUUAUCCUUACAUUAAAUCUCUUCAUACAGUAAUUAAGAAAGCAAUGCUAUUGUUUUGAAAUAUACUUAACUACUAAUAUAUAAAAGAAUGUAACAACUUUGAGGCAGAGUUCCUGUGACAGUUGAAGUAUCAGUAAGAUGUCAGAAUGAUCCUGAUGAGUUGACUUGACUCAACAGCCCUCGCAGUGAUUAAACUCUCUUUAUUGUAAUCAA
This is a messenger RNA of Cyclopterus lumpus (lumpfish), 2814 nucleotides long. It is a transcript of the gene stip1, whose product is annotated as stress-induced phosphoprotein 1. The record is from RefSeq and is a predicted model, not a curated record. Gene Ontology annotation, molecular function: Hsp90 protein binding. The coding region runs from base 227 to 1855 and encodes 542 amino acids. NCBI's taxonomy places the organism in Eukaryota, Metazoa, Chordata, Actinopteri, Perciformes, Cyclopteridae. The transcript has 14 exons.